Molecule: messenger RNA, 849 nt
Organism: Candidozyma auris
Lineage: Eukaryota; Fungi; Ascomycota; Pichiomycetes; Serinales; Metschnikowiaceae
Exons: 1
Coding region: 1-849 (282 amino acids)
Source: RefSeq, a predicted model, not a curated record
AUGACUGAUAUGCCCACCGACUCUUUCCACUCUCAGCAUGAAACCGACGUUCGACCUAGCGAACAGUUCUAUCCCUCUCAUCCAUCUAUAUCCUCUGACACUUUGACCGAGUCCAAGUCAUUAGGUGACAAGCUCGCAAAUUGCGGUGUAUUGAACGUUUCGGCGUAUUCUUUCAUGAGGGACAUGCUCAACUUCAUGUCAGACAAACCAGCAAAAGAAAAAGGAGCUUACACUCAAAUCUUGAUCAGAAUGAAAGAGGACUUGAAUUCAAAUGUAUCAAGGAGGCUCGCAGAGGUCAGAUUCAGUGGGUUUAAUCGCUUCUUCGAGAAAUAUGAUUUAGUAUUAAGCGAGGUAGUGCAAGCGUCGUUUGACAAAGUGAAAGAGGAGUUGAGCAAUCCUAGCAAAGGUAGAAUGACACAUGAAGAGCAAAUUUUUGCAAGCUUUGACAUACCGAACCAGAUAGGCGAUCGUUUGAGAAUUUUCGGAGCCGACCCAUCAAAGGUAACCGAAUUGCAAAAAUCCUUCCGAUUUGUCAUUGAUCACACUUUCCCAAAGUACGAAGGUUUUAUGAAAUUGAUGAGUGACUUCCACGCUGAUCUUCAUUCUGAUAAAACCGAGACGAACCUAUGCAUCGGAAGGGUUAAAACUUUUUCUGAGGAGCUCGCUAGUCUCCAUAUACCCUGCGUCGAAACCAUUCAAGUUCGCCUUUUUGACGUACGUGACCUGAUGAUGGGUAAAACAAUUUACUACGGCAAACGCGCAACCACAUGGAAGAAUUCCGUCCACGCAAUAGCCUAUUGCAUUAGUUUGCCUGUCAUCUUUAUUUUAGCCAGUGCUUUAAAGCCGUAA